UAUAAAGCGAACGUGGUCUCAUUUUGUUUCAUUCCCUCGCCUCCUCUCACUCCUUGGCAGCUCGCGCUUACCCUCUUCUCGGAGAUCUGAAGGAGGAACUCAACCAUGGUUCACGUCGUCUUCUACCGCAAUUAUGGAAAGACUUUCAAGAAGCCAAGACGUCCUUAUGAGAAGGAACGUUUGGAUGCUGAGCUGAAGCUUGUAGGAGAAUAUGGGCUUCGGUGCAAGAGGGAGUUGUGGAGGGUUCAGUAUGCUUUGAGCCGCAUCCGUAAUGCUGCCAGGGAACUUCUUACCCUGGAUGAGAAGAAUCCUCGCCGUAUCUUUGAGGGUGAGGCUCUUCUGCGCAGGAUGAACAGGUAUGGGCUUCUGGAAGAGAGCCAGAACAAGCUCGAUUACGUCCUUGCACUCACUGUUGAGAACUUCCUUGAGAGGCGUCUUCAGACCCAAGUGUUCAAAUCUGGUAUGGCCAAGUCCAUCCAUCACGCCAGGGUUCUCAUCAGGCAAAGGCACAUCAGGGUUGGAAGGCAGGUGGUGAACAUUCCAUCAUUCAUGGUGAGAAUUGAUUCUGAGAAGCACAUCGACUUUGCCAUCACAAGUCCCCUUGGAGGAGGCCGCCCCGGAAGAGUGAAGAGAAGGAACCAGAAGGCCGCUGCUAAGAAGGCAGCUGGUGGUGAUGGAGAUGAGGAAGAUGAGGAAUGAGCAAAGGAUACAGACAUUUAGGCUUUAUGGCAUUUGAAUCUCAUUUAAGUUUAUGCUCCUUUUGGCUUCUUGCUAGUUACCUUCCCAGACUUGAGUUUAUUAUUGUAGUGAAUGUUUGUCAAACUAUCCUGUUCUGGUUUUAAUUCGCGUUAGAACUCCAUGUUUUGCUUUGAACAUCCCCAUAUAGCUGGUCUUAAGUAAUGAAUUUUGUGGUAGCUUAUUCCUAUUGUUUCUUUCA
Messenger RNA from Rosa rugosa (rugosa rose), 937 nucleotides. RefSeq names its product small ribosomal subunit protein uS4y. Gene Ontology annotation, biological process: translation; positive regulation of translational fidelity. Gene Ontology annotation, molecular function: rRNA binding; structural constituent of ribosome. The record is from RefSeq and is a predicted model, not a curated record. The transcript is spliced from 3 exons. The coding region runs from base 106 to 699 and encodes 197 amino acids. Gene Ontology annotation, cellular component: cytosolic small ribosomal subunit. Lineage: Eukaryota; Viridiplantae; Streptophyta; Magnoliopsida; Rosales; Rosaceae.